AUGGCGGUAAAUGUGACCGAGAUUUUAAGGCGAACCCUGGGGUGUGAAAAAUUUCCCGAAAUGCUUCCUUAUAUGAAGCGCAUUGAAGAAACAGAAGAGCGUUUCACAACCGUAGGGCGCUUGGUUGAAAAGUACUCGGCAGGGCUCGAUAAACUCUCACAGAAAGGAGAAAACCUUUGUUCGUCCUUAGGCGCUUGCAGCUCUCACUUACUCAGUGGUGACGAAGUGAAAAAUCAUUUAUCAAACUACGCGAUGCACUUGUCUGCAGUUCAGCAGCAGCGGACGGAGUUGAAAGAUGUUCUUCGGGAUAAAAUUUCAGGUGAUAUCUUAUCCUACGAAGGGAAGUGUCAAGAAAUGAGGAAAAGUGUUAAGAUUUGUGAAGAUGCUUUACGGAAGAAGAAUCACAGGCUUCAUGAGCUAGCAAAGGCGAAAAAUAAAGUUCCGUUAGAUCCCCGAAGGAUCAAUGCUGCCAAUAUUAAGUUUGAGCAAAGCCGAUAUCAGGCACGCCGUUGUGAGGAAGAUAUCAAAGUGGAAAUGCUGCAUUUUGAGAGAAAAAAACUGGAAGAUUUUAAUCGUGUGUUGGCUGACUUCCUCCUCGCGGAGAUGCGCUUCCAUGCAGAAGCUCUUCAAGAGUACACCGCUGCUUUCAGAUGCCUGCCGUUACUCUCUGCGGGAAGUAAUGAUACUGGUGAUGAUCAUGAUGACGGUGACUCUUCUUGCUUAAAAUCUCGUGAGAGGAAGAUUGCAUUUCACAGUUCUGAUGAAGUAUUCCCAGUAAAAUCGCAGAAAUCUGGCAGAGCAAAAAAAUCCGAUUCAAGUGAUUCGCCUCUCUCUAUAGGAGAUCUUUACUGA
Porites evermanni is the source of this 852-nucleotide messenger RNA. Lineage: Eukaryota; Metazoa; Cnidaria; Anthozoa; Scleractinia; Poritidae. The record is from the annotation of a GenBank genome assembly.